This is a messenger RNA of Ectocarpus sp. CCAP 1310/34, 3057 nucleotides long. The record is from the annotation of a GenBank genome assembly. Lineage: Eukaryota; Phaeophyceae; Ectocarpales; Ectocarpaceae.
ACGUCCUGGUAGCCUUCUACGCGCCGUGGUGCCCGCACUGCAGGCGGCUCGGCCCGAUAUACGAAGACAUGGCGGAGAGGCUGGCAGGGAGGGAGAAGCUCGUCGUCGCCAACAUGGACGUGGCGGCUAACGACCUGGACUAUCCCGGGGUUUCGGCGAAGAAGCUGCCGACGGUGAUGCUGUUCAAGGCCGGGUCGAAGGACAAGCCCGAGGUCUACGACGGGGAGCACGAGCUGGAGCCGUUGGAGGCCUUCGUCAACGAACACACCCACGACAAGCAAGUCCGGGUACCAGCACCAGAUGCGCCAUCUAGAGACGAGCUAUAGUGUGGGGCUUGACGAGCGGGGCUCCAAGCGGGUGAGCGGCGGCAGGAAAAAGCUGAGACCUGUCUCUCUGUCUCCUUCCCUGUCUCUCCCUCUCUGUGGUGCGUGCUCGGAGAGGUGGCGGAAAGCGCUCGCCGACGACUCCCGCUUGACGGCAUCUAUCGAUCGCCGCUGGUGCCUGCGGCCUGGUUUGCAAUCUAGUUUGCCGGGGCGUCGCAGCUUUUGCCUGCCAGCAGGCACACGUCGCAACUUUUCGAUUGAGAGAGCUGCGUGUGACGUUCAAAGAGCUCUGGCGAGAGGCCCAUGCCCGAAAUCAAUCUUGUGUGUGCUUUGAAGCGUGCGGAAAGCAGCUGUAAUGGCUGUCGGCCGCUAAGUUAUAGCCGGCGAGGGACAACCGGAGAGUUGAUGCAAGAGAAACGCCCGGUUCUCGCAGCCGAACAACGGAUGUACACGCAAGCAGGGAGAGGGAGGUUUGUUGUAACACAUGUACACCAUGGUUUUGUUAGUCGAACGUCGUGGUGCGUUGGCCGGUCUUGUGUUGUAUGCGUUUGUUCCGUGUUGACCUGUCCUAUCCCUCUUGUAACUUGGGUCAUGCGUAACUUUUUUUUUUUCGUUUUUGUGAGUAAACUAUUUAUCAUCCCUUAUCUUGUUGAUUCGAUCGAUGGCGAUUGAAGGAUUUUGGGCGACUUUUCGGAAAGAUAGUCUCGAGUUCAUUCAGAUUUCGUUAAUUGCCGUGCUGGGAAAAGCGCGGUUUUCUACCUUGGUCACCGAGCUCAUGCGCGGUGGUGCCGGUGGCGACACGGAGGAUUCGUGCGCUUGUGUGCGUUGUGUGUUUCAUGAUUGCUAGCAUGUAGAGACCGCGCUGACCUGCUGAUCAGUGAAAAUAUAUCAAAUCUCCGCGCGACAAAAACGGCUGUAAGGCGGCCACCAAGACCUGAACUCUUCGGCAGCAAGUAGAGUGUGGCAAGCGCGACGGAUCCCGGUGGGGGGAGGGGGCAUAUGCGAGAAUUUGCCACACGAGUUGCUUCCCCUCCAGUACGCGGACGAAGCGGCCUGGCUGUGUGCAGAGCAGCGAAAGGGCGGCGCGUUUCUUCCUUUUCUUAGUAUUUAUUGUGUUGCCUGGGUGGUCCCUCUUCCGUGCAGAACACACCGCGAGGCCGUCUAGAGAGAGAGAGGGCGCCCGAUUUUGUGUUCGAUGCCUCUGUUGUUACUGAGAGCAAGACGGGUUGGUGUUCCGUUGGGCUUCAUGCCGAGAGCGGCGAAAACUUGAUGAGAAUAUCCGGAGGCAACAAGCGAACAUGUGUUCAACCCUCCCCCCCUCGACUUUUGAGCGUGAGGUCAAGCAGAAAGUGUGCCGUGUUGUCGACAUGUCGAGUUUUGAGGUUUUGUUUCCACGACUGACUCGCACUCCCCCAGCGAUCCAUGCACGGGGACACGUCUGUCGGACCGUGUUUUUCGUGUUUUCCGUGUUUUUUUUUUUUUCUCCUAUCAUUGGACUCUGUCGUCUGCCCCUCGUCUGCCCCUCUGGCCACUUGUACUAGCUAGACGACCCAACCGGGGUCACAUGGGAGGGGGGGGCUGGACCCCCUCCUGCGGUUCCUGCCUGAGGUAUUUUUAUCGCGACAAGGGUACAGCAAUCCCUUCCCUCGCGACUUACGAAGUCGAUCAUGGUUUACUAACAACGAGCUUUGCAGCGCGUCGCUUUCAUCCUAGACCAGGAUUUAUUCAGUGAGAAAAAAACCUCUCUCUGCCGGGACUCGAACCCAUGACCUGGCCCUUAGCAGGCUGCGAGGUUACCCACUAGGCCACCGGGGCGUCCGUGUGUUGCGCGCUGCAGCUGCGUCGUGGGGGACACCCGUUGCAGUCCUCUUACUUUUAUUUGCUUCGUUCUAUUCAACGAAAGUCUUCCAAAUAUCUACAGCCUUGGCUUUGCUCUUGCUUUCAUUUGGGGGGGCGGGGCGCGCGAUUGCGGUCCACCGUGGGUCAUAGCCUACUGUGUGUUGUGGUUGUUCUUUUGCGCGUCUACCCCGCGUUAUUUGCCGCGGCAUGACAACCGCCGUUGCACCGAGCUUUCCGGUCUUCUCUUGAAUAUUUGAUUAGUUCGUGCGUGGGCCAUGAGACGUACGGUAACCAUGCGAACGCUGUAUGUGUAUAUGUAGACGUUCCCUCGCUUCUUGUGGCAGUUUAUGCGUUUGUCGCGCGUUGUUCUCUUUUCCACAAGUACAGCUGUUGUGUCGUGCUUGAACGGCAUCCUUCUCCAUGUGCUGCAACUAUUAUACGACAUAGUUUUGAAGAGGUCGAGAGGGGUCUACGACUUUUCUCAGGGUUUUGGCGUCACUUUUUUUGGGUAGACUGUUUCGCUCACAUUUUGAGUGUAGCAGAAAAAGCUGCUUCACUUGUCAUGAUGAAAUUUUAUCCCUGCGCUACUCCUUGCUGGUCUAUUCGAAGGGAUGCCUUUGUCGGAAAGUUUUGUCUCGGGGGCAACAAACAGGGCUUGUUUCGAGCGCGUCUUGCGGUGCUCCCGUAGUCUAGCCGGUAACAGAGUAGCGCUCCAUCUACUGCUGUGCUCGUCGUUGUCUAUCUCGCAUGAACUUUUGAAACUAGACUAAGCACCGCGCGCGGUUUCGAGGCGGUGUGUGCAUCUUUGUGGAUUCAUGAUUUAGCGAUGCCCUACAGUACCGAGACAUGCUUGAGAGGCAGCGAGACUUGCACUGCAGCUCAAGGUGAUCCUUGG